Molecule: messenger RNA, 2761 nt
Organism: Melanotaenia boesemani (Boeseman's rainbowfish)
Lineage: Eukaryota; Metazoa; Chordata; Actinopteri; Atheriniformes; Melanotaeniidae
Gene: pals2a
Product: protein associated with LIN7 2, MAGUK family member a
Exons: 12
Coding region: 229-1854 (541 amino acids)
Cellular component (GO): plasma membrane; cell-cell junction
Molecular function (GO): protein binding
Source: RefSeq, a predicted model, not a curated record
AGCUGUGAAGGAUCUCAAUGGGCUAGUUAUAACUUGAACGGACUGGCUGACAUUAGUCCUGGACCGUCUGUGUGGAAAGGGAGCGUAGAAAGAGAAGGGGCGCAGCAAGACAGCACGUUGGAAAUGCACCUUCAAGUUACUAUUGCUGAAAAGAUCGGCGAAUUAUGAUAAGCUGAAAUUAAAUAAAACAUGGGAGCACGAGUGGACUCUGAUUAAAAUACAUCAGCCAUGCAGCAGGUACUGGACAACCUUAAAGACCUGCCAUCAGGCACAGGAGCUAAAGAUAUUGACCUCAUCUUCCUCAGAGGCAUCAUGGAGAGCCCCAUUGUCCGCUCCCUUGCAAAGGCCCACGAGCGUCUUGAGGAAGUUAAGUUAGAAGCUGUCCGGGAUGAUAACGUUCAGUUGGUGGCAGAAAUCUUGGAUUCCCUCAACAAGCUGGCAGAAAAAGAUGCUCCUGCUGCUGAGCUUGUCAGAAUCCUUCAGGAGCCUCAUUUCAAGUCUUUGAUAGAGGCUCAUGACAAAGUGGCUUCAAAGUGCUACGAAAUGCCCAACGCAACUGUUAACAGCAAUUCCACUUUGCCGAGUGCACUCAUGCCAGCUGAUGCUGUCAGGAUGAUUGGCAUUCAGAAGAAAGCUGGAGAACCACUGGGAGUGACGUUUCGUGUGGUGAAAGGUGAAAUGGUGAUAGCCCGGAUCCUGCACGGCAGCUCGAUCGACAGGCAGGGGAUGCUGCACACGGGGGAUGUCAUCUGUGAGGUGAAUGGUCGUGAGGUCGGCAGCAACCCUCAUGAACUCCAGGAGCUGCUAAGAGCAUGCAGUGGAAGCAUCACACUUAAGGUCCUGCCAAGCUACAAAGACACGCCUGCACCACCACAGGUUUAUCUGAAGCCACACUUCAACUACAACCCAGCCACAGACAACUUGAUCCCCUGUAAAGAGGCAGGCCUGGCCUUCACCAAAGGAGACAUACUUCAUGUAGUUAACAAGGAGGACCCCAACUGGUGGCAGGCAUGCAAAGUUGUUGGUGGAGCAACAGGCCUCAUACCAAGUCAGUUUUUGGAAGAGAAGAGGAAAGCUUUUGUGAGAAGAGACUGGGACACUGUUGGCACAGGAAUGCUCUGCGGAACUUUAACUACCAAGAAAAAAAAGAAAAAAAUGAUGUACCUCACUUCAAAGAAUGCAGAGUUUGACCGUUACGAACUACAGAUCUAUGAGGAAGUAGCCAGGAUGCCGCCGUUCCAGAGGAAAACGCUGGUUCUGAUUGGAUCCCAGGGAGUUGGGAGGCGGAGCCUAAAGAACAGACUCAUUGUCAUGAAUCCUCUGAGAUAUGGAACCACCGUCCCCUUUACAUCACGCCGUCCCAGAGAAGAAGAGAAAGAUGGCCAAAACUACUGUUUUGUGACACGGGAAGCAAUGGAGAAGGACAUAAAGGAAAGCAGAUAUCUGGAGCAUGGCGAGUACGAUGGCAACCUUUACGGUACCAAGAUCGACUCUAUUCACGAAGUGGUGGAUACAACACGUACAUGCAUCCUGGACGUCAACCCUCAGGCCCUUAAAGUGUUGAAGACUGCGGAGUUCAUGCCAUUUGUGGUGUUUAUUGCUGCUCCUGACCUGGACACACUAAGAGAGAUGCACAAAGCUGUGGUUGAUGCUGGCCUUACUACCAAACUACUUACAGAGAAUGAUUUAAAGAAGACCGUGGAUGAGAGUGCCAGGAUCCGCCGGGCAUACAGCCACUACUUUGACCUGACUAUUGUUAAUGACAAUCUGGAUAAGGCCUUUGACAAGCUGCAGGAUGCUGUCGAGCGAUUAUUUGUAGAACCACAGUGGGUUCCAAUCAGCUGGGUCUACUGAUGUUUUACCCUCUGCUGGACAGACACCACCGUUUGAGCUGCCAGGCCUGGGAUAAAAGAAGUUUUUUUCAUCCACAGAUAAAGUGUGGGGCAUCAAUCCUGUGUGAUUUGGGUCUCAAACAAACCUGCAUCAGUCACCUUAAUCUGAAUUGCCAGAUUUCUUACUAGCAAACUAUGCAACUCACAACACACAGGAAGUGUACUUAUUUAUUGGCAAAGACUUUUUUUUAAAGUAUAUUUUCUAUUCAAAUAGUUUGGGAAAGAAAGUACUGGUCCUUGUUACAUUAUUUUUAAACCAAAUAAAUUUUGCCAUGUUCGCUAUUGAUUUCACAUCUGUAUGUGAGAGAAAUUGUAUUUAUUCUGCAAGAACAGAGGGCUUUGUCAUUUUAUGAUACCUCAGUGUUAACAGUUUACAUUGUGUCCAGUGCUUCAUCUCAUGUUGUCACUACAAAGUCAGUUAUACACAGAAAUGUCACAUGUUUAAGAUCUUUUUGUCUCCUGAAGGUGAUUUUGUUCCCCUACAUGUUUUCAGCUCAGCCUCAUGGAUGGUAAAUGUUUUGCCAGUCACCAGAUGCUGCUGCACAGGGAAAACAGCAAUACUAGUGUUAACUCAGUAUUUUUUUUUUCAGUCAAGAAAAAAAAAUAUUAAUUUUGCUAAUUAUGUGUCAUACAUAUGAAAUAUGCAAGUGUUGGACAAUAAGUUAAUUUGGUGCUGUUUGUGUUAGAAAACUUUCCACAGAACUCAAACAGGGUACUGCAUCUCAGCGAACCAUCCCAUUUGAUGUGAUAUUACUAAAAUCUAACGGUUUUAAAUGAAGUUCAUAUUUACUUAAGAAAGGUUUAUUUUACAAGAUUUCAGAUAAGAUGUAUUUUCAGAUGUCAAAUAAAUAACUCGUGUUUUCUAAUUA